This is a messenger RNA of Bolinopsis microptera, 750 nucleotides long. RefSeq names its product UDP-N-acetylglucosamine transferase subunit ALG14 homolog. The coding region runs from base 19 to 705 and encodes 228 amino acids. The record is from RefSeq and is a predicted model, not a curated record. Gene Ontology annotation, biological process: dolichol-linked oligosaccharide biosynthetic process. Gene Ontology annotation, cellular component: UDP-N-acetylglucosamine transferase complex. The transcript has a single exon. Lineage: Eukaryota; Metazoa; Ctenophora; Tentaculata; Lobata; Bolinopsidae. Gene Ontology annotation, molecular function: N-acetylglucosaminyldiphosphodolichol N-acetylglucosaminyltransferase activity.
CUAUGUUCGGUAUGCGGCAUGCUAUUUGUGGUCCUCUUCACGCGGCUACUCUACGUUCUGUUUCAAAUUCAUUACAACGACACUCCGCCCUUUCUCCCCUCUCUCCCUUCACAACCAGUUCGCCUGUUAACCGUUGCUGGAUCAGGCGGUCACACUGCUGAGCUGUUACAAUUACUAACCGCCGCUACAACUGCUCCUUCAUCAAAAACACCGUCUGUGAAUUACAAUCCGAGACACUAUAUCGUAGCAGAUACAGAUAAAAUGAGUCAUAACAAGAUAGAGCUGUUUGAGGCAGGGUACCGGAGACAGGUACCUGAAGGGUACCUAGGUAGAAUACCCGGACAAAGUGUGGUAAUAUCAAAGAUACCCAGGGCUCGUGAGGUGGGACAGUCCUACGUGUCGUCAGUGUUAACAACCCUGUACUCGCAACUGCUCUGUGUACCGCACGUGGUGCACGCGCGACCUGACGUGCUGCUCGUUAACGGACCUGGAACUUGUAUCCCUGUUUGUGUAAUGGUGUUUCUAUUGAGAGUGUUGGGGGUGUGUAAGGGGAGGAUUGUUUACGUGGAGAGUAUUUGCAGGGUCAAGACUUUGUCACUUUCUGCUAAGAUUCUAGUUUUAUUCGCUGACCAUGUUUUGGUUCAGUGGUCCCAUUUAGCGGAGGGGAACUUUAGGUGCAAAUAUAUUGGGAGACUUGUAUCGUAAAUAAUUGUUCGUGUAUUUCUACUUCUUCGAUUCAUUAUUCAUUCA